AACAGCUGACGUCUGUCACCGGAAUCGCUCCUACUAGCUAGCUGGUUGAAUGAGUUGCUCGCUCGAGCCGUAGUAUUCUGAAACAGACAUGGAAUGUUGACGUUUGCUGUGUUUAAAACGAAAAGAAAAAUCAAGUAAUUCAUAUACGAAGAUCCAAGUUAAUAUUUGCGUUGUGAGCCUGAUAAAAUGAUGCGUUUCAUGUUGCUGUUCAGUCGGCAGGGGAAGCUGCGUCUCCAGAAGUGGUACACGGCCACGGCCGAGAGGGACAAGAAGAAGAUGGUGAGGGAGCUCAUGCAGGUGGUGCUGGCCCGCAAGCCCAAGAUGUGCAGCUUCCUGGAGUGGAGGGACCUCAAGAUUGUCUACAAGAGGUAUGCCAGUCUGUAUUUUUGCUGUGCGGUGGAGGAGCAGGACAACGAACUCAUCACUCUAGAGGUCAUCCACCGCUUCGUAGAGCUGCUGGAUAAGUACUUCGGCAGCGUAUGUGAGCUGGAUAUCAUCUUUAACUUUGAGAAGGCCUACUUUAUACUGGAUGAGUUUCUGAUGGGGGGGGAGAUCCAAGACACGUCCAAGAAGAGUGUUCUCAAGGCCAUCGAACAGGCCGACCUACUACAGGAGGAGGACGAGUCUCCGAGAAGUGUUCUAGAGGAGAUGGGUCUGGCGUAGUGACAGCAGGGUACUGAUCGCAGCACUUUUUAAUCAGGCAACAGACAGACGAAGAGACGGAGGACUUUGGGUUCCAUGUGCAACAGGGUGGAGGAAAGGGGGUUUGAUGUGGAGGGGGUUUUGGGGGAGGCUGGGAAGGGGGUAAGGGCUGGGGUGGAAUCUGUUAUCUAAGGUGUGUCUCAAGUGGCACCCUAUUCCCUACAUAGUACUCUAGGGCACUGGCCAAAAGAAGUGCACCUUUUUUUAAGUAAAAAUAGGGUGUCAAUUGAAAUUCACACAUUGACGUUCGGGUACUGAAUUCCAGACAUUGCUGACAUUGUUGUGUAUUAUGAUGAUGAUGAUCCACACCCUAUUUAUAUUAGCUCUGUGAAAAUGGUGCCACUUUUGGCCGAAGGAUUUAGCUACUACUACUGUUGUAUGACCCAGACUUGGGAUCAAAUACAAUCUGAAAUUGUUCAAGUACUUCUAGCGUUUUGCUUUAGCCUGCACGGAGGCCAUUCUAUUGGUUCCGUUCUACCAGGACGCUCAAUCAAGCUCAGUUUGAAGUAUUUGAAAUAGUAUUUGGUCCCCGCUCUGAUUUGACCUUGGAACUUUAUUUUUUUAGCAGGUGAUGAAAUAAAACAAACAUUUUCCCCAACAGAUGACGUUUUAUCAGAUUAGAAUGUGUCCCAAAUUGCACCCUAUUCCCUAUAUAGUGCACUACUUUUGACCAGGACCCAUAGUGCGUUAACUUUCACCAGAGCCUUAUGUAGGGAAUAGGGUGCAAUUUGAAGGGGACAGGGAUUUGCUUUUAAAUUAAUGGUCGUCCAAUAUUUUGUAUAUGUACCACACGUUAUGAGAAUAAUAUAAUACGUUUGCUGUUUUUAAGGGACCACAUUGAUUGUCUGCAUUGGUGAGUUCUGUUGAACCCGUAGGAUAUGUUGUAGGGGUACAAACAAAGAACACAUUCUUGCCCUUCCCAUUUAUGUCAAUCUGAAGAAUGAUUCUUUCCAAGUUCUGGUUCCAUCCAGAAUUCCAUAGAAUUUAGAAUUCUAUUUCUGUGUUCUAUUCUGCAACUGUUUUUCUCUCUCUCUCGAUUUCCUCCAUCUCUCAACCCCCUCGCUCUCUCUCGCGUAUCGAGCAAGUAUGUUUGAGGGGAAGUUUGAUGUGAUCUUUUAGCCUGUGUGUGGCUGUGCUAGCAUGAAUGUGUUUUAUGUGGAAAGGGCUCAAUGUCAUAGUAUGCAAUGUAGUGAUGAUGAUUCAGAUGAGACUAACCCAGGGCACAAAAAUAUAGGCAGAGAGGGAGAGUUGUUUUUGAGCAGCAGCGUAGAACAAAAGGCAAACCAACUACUUUGACAUACACGUGACUUUUUAAAUAAUGGACCUAGCUACCUACCAUUCCUAUAACAUCACACACAUUAAAUGUAGUACAUUUUAUGCCGAUCAAAUACCCACUUUCCAAAGAGUAAUAAUGUUUGUGUCUGCAACAAGAGGGAAUAGACCAAUAGGAAUAAAGUGCAACUAGAAGAGAGUUUGGCUUCAGACUGUAGACAUGCAUUCUUAUUACCUGACUUUAGCUUUUUGAUUUAAAUAAGAUACGUUCCAACAUUUAUACUAGUGUACUACUUGCUAGUGUGCAUUCCCAAUACAUUGCUUCACUCCAAUUAGUAUCAAAACAUAGGCUACAUUCCGAUAUCCACACUAGCAAACCACUUAGGGUGCCAUUUGGGACACCAGCUAUUUAGUGCAGUUCUUUUGACCAGAGGCCCUAAAUAUGGAACAGGGUGCCGUUUGGGAUGAAGCCUUUGGAUGCAUGCCCAAUAUAUUGCUCCAUUCAAAGUGGUAUACUAGCAUGGUCAAUGGGACAGAACUAUUGCUUCAUUAUUAGUAGUGCGCUAGUGUGGAUUAUUGGAACUGCGCCGAUAUUUUGAUUCACGUUUUUUCAGGGACUCCAAAAGGUGUGUGUGUAGGGUUUUAUUCAUUUGGGAUCCAGCAUGAGGGGUGGGUGGCAUGUGAUAAAUGACUAUUGAACUACGGUCCAGUCAUGGCACCCUAUUCCUUUUAUAGUGUGCAAUCUUUGCUUUGACCUGGGUUCUGGUCAAAAGUAAUGCACUAUAAAGAGAGAAGGGUACCAUUUGGGACGCAGACAUAUUAUUAAAGGGAAUCGUGUGAAUGUAAUUUUAUAAUGAAAAUAAAAUGUCAUUAGAAAGGA
This is a messenger RNA of Oncorhynchus tshawytscha (Chinook salmon), 2854 nucleotides long. Its product is annotated as AP-1 complex subunit sigma-1A. Gene Ontology annotation, biological process: intracellular protein transport; vesicle-mediated transport. Lineage: Eukaryota; Metazoa; Chordata; Actinopteri; Salmoniformes; Salmonidae. Bases 187 to 663 code for a protein of 158 amino acids. The transcript is spliced from 5 exons. Gene Ontology annotation, cellular component: AP-1 adaptor complex; membrane coat; intracellular membrane-bounded organelle. The record is from RefSeq and is a predicted model, not a curated record. Gene Ontology annotation, molecular function: clathrin-cargo adaptor activity.